Molecule: messenger RNA, 456 nt
Organism: Anthostomella pinea
Lineage: Eukaryota; Fungi; Ascomycota; Sordariomycetes; Xylariales; Xylariaceae
Source: the annotation of a GenBank genome assembly
AUGCGGGCCAAUUUCUACUGCAUCGACAUCGUGACCGGCGAACCGGUCUGGCUCGAGCGUACCAAAGGGCCUCAACGUCCAGCCUUCAAGCGACGGAUGGGCACCUCGGAUGAGAGAUACUUUGUCGAGCUUCAGCCUGAGAAGCCGAGCACCAUGAGCUACCCAUUUGUCCUUGCAUCAGGCUGGAAGCAGAGGGGAGAAGCAGGCCCACAAGGCCGCGAACCGGUGUUGACGAGUGUGUACCGCGGAAGAGAAUAUCGCAACUUUCUCGAGCCUGGUCAUACAUAUCGGUUCGGCCUGACUGACGACGAAUGCAUCGCAUGGUGGCGCUACGGGACCAAAGCCGAGGUGUUAGAGCCGGGGGAUGGGCCGUUGGUGGCGGCUGGCAUUGGCUGGAGUGAACCGAGAAUCGUGCUGGGCUACACUGACACAGCGCAGAUCAGUAUCGAGGAGUGA